AUGAACCCAGUGUACAACCCUGCACCAACAGGGGUCCCGUAUGUCAACCCUAAGGGACAUUUAGUAGGAUACCCAGGUAAGCAGUGUAACCAGUGUGUAAUGGAUUGGAAAUGUAAACCACCCAAACAGACCAGUGGGUAAUUAACACACACUGUUUCUCAAUGUAUGUCUGACUCUUCUGAUUUUCCUGACACUUAUAUGACCUUUGACCCUGCAGCUGGAUUUCCUGGGGGGUAUUCGGCCGCCCCUGUUUACACUCCCAACAUGUACCACCCUGGAGCCAACAACCCAUCCUUCCCCACAGGUAAGUUAUCAGUCCCUCUCAGAGAGCUGCAUGUAGCCUACUCUUGUGCAGUGAGUGCAUAUAUUUUUUGUGAUCCCUUAGGAAUUGAACCCACAACCUUAGUGUUGCUUACCAACUGAGCUGCACAGAGUCGCAUCAGUUUGGACGGGGGGGUAGGAACGUGCUGCCGAUCAUGGGAUCGUUCCAAUAGAUUACUCAAGGCUAAAUCCUGACCUGAAUUGAGUCAGUCUAACAAAAAUCACAGUCUUAAGCAUAGUAAGUAGUGCAUCAGAAGCUUUAAGGAGUUCCUGGCACCAUGGGGUCAUCAACUUUGCUUUAGCUAAACAUGGAGAAACAGACAGCUCUCAGGAGAGAUGAUUAUGUUAUUCAGGGCUGUAAAAAAGCCAAAAGUUUCUGCCUCAAGUCUUGUUUGCCAGCUGCACAUACAGUAUUUUACUGUUCACUGAAACUCCCUUCUUUUGUGUUGUUGUCCAGAUUCAGAGAGGUGUCGGACAAUAGUCAGUCCCGUUACAAGCCCUUAGGACAGGGAUCAUCAACUAGAUUCAUCCGCAGGCAGAUUUCUGUUCUUGAGCGGAUGGUCGGUGGGCGGAACAUAAUUAAGCCCGAGGGGGUGUGGUAUAUGGCCAAUAUACCACGGCUAAGGGCUGUUCUUAUGCAUGACGCAACUCGGAGUGCCUGGUUACAGCCCUUAGCUGUGGUAUAUUGGCCAUAUACCACAAACCCCAGAGGUGCCUUAUUGCUAUUAUAAACUGGUUACCAACGUAAUUAGAGCAGUAAAAAUUAAUGUUUUAUCAUACCUGUGGUAUACUGAUAUACCACGGCUGUCAGCCAAUCAGCAUUCAGGGCUUGAACCACCCAGUUUUUAAUUACAAAUAAUUUGUAGACUGCACAUUGACUAAAACAUAAUGAUUUAAAACAUUGCUUGCAUGUAUAUGAUCACAUUUUACAUUUUAGUCAUUUAGCAGAUGCUCUUAUCCAGAGCGACUUACAGUUAAUGAGUGCAUAAAACACAUUUUUUAUACUGGCCCCCCGUGGGAAUCGAACCCACAACCCUGGCGUUGCAAGCGCCAUGCUCUACCAACUGAGAAACACAGGGCCCAUUAUUGUAUAUGUCUCUAUUAUUCGUGGGGAUACUUGGGAACAGAUUUCUUAAAUGAAAAUCACAUGGAGCUUAUUUCCUGGUGUUUUUACAACCUUUUAUGUCCAACAAUGGAGGAAAAAAAGUAAUAAUAUUUUAUGUGUAGUAAGUGUGAAUUGUUUGGUUUUCCCUGUUAAAAUGUGUAAUACCCUAGACGGUGUGUUAACAACGCCACUCCUCACUGUGUGUUUAUAUCUCUGAAACCCUCUCUUAUAGGUUACGCUCCGGGCACUCCUUUUAAAAUGUCCUGCUCACCCACCACGGGGGCUGGCCCACCCUACUCCUCGUCACCCAACCACUAUCCUGCAGCAGUCUACCCUGUGAGGAGCACCUACCCCCAACAGAACCCCUACACACGGGUCAGUUAGUCAGUCAGUUAGCCAACUGACAUCAUCUACCUCUACCAUCUGAAGUAGUACAAUGUAACUGAACCUGUUUAUCUUAUUUUCUGUACUGCAGAAUUGGUAUUUAUAGCUGCAUUGUUACAAGGUCAUAACAGUUACAUAGGUCAGACGGAAUAUAAUAAUAUCUGUCUGCCAAAGCCAAUUCGGAUACACAUUAGCUUGCUGCUUAUUGCUGCUGUAGUUGUACUUGUCUCACUGUGGCACUGACAUUUGUAUUUGUAUUGGUAUUUAUUAAGGAUCCACUCUUCCUGGGGUCCAGCAACAUUAAGGCAGUUAUAUACAGUUAAAAAUAUUACAUGACAUAACACUUUCAUAACUCUUUGCCCUCUCUCUCUCUCCUCUCUCUCUCUCUCAGCAGCAAGGCACUUACUACACACAGCCUCUGUAUGCAGCCCCACCCCAUGUCAUUCAUCACACUACAGUGGUCCAGUCCAAUGGGAUGCCAGCAGCCAUGUAUGCCCCGCCCAUGCACCACCAGUCCCGCCCCCACAACGGCAUUGCCAUGGGGAUGAUAGCAGGGACCACUAUGGCCAUGUCAGCUGGUGAGUUCCAUUUAGACAUUAUUUUAUGCGUUGACCAUUAAAAAAAAGUAAUAAAUGUAAUACAUACAAUCCGGUCGCAACAGUGUUAAAUAAAUGGUUUUUGCUUUGUCUAAUUUCCUGACUUCACCCACCUCCUUCCUUUCUCCAGGAACUUUGUUAACGCAAUCCCCGACCCCCCUCGCCCCCCACCAAGUUACAAUGCCCACAUACCGACACCCAGGCGUGCCCACCUACAGCUAUGUGCCCCCCCAGUGGUAA
Messenger RNA from Coregonus sp. 'balchen', 2646 nucleotides. NCBI's taxonomy places the organism in Eukaryota, Metazoa, Chordata, Actinopteri, Salmoniformes, Salmonidae. The record is from the annotation of a GenBank genome assembly.